AUGUUUGUCAAUUUGGAUGGACAGAUGAAGAAUUUGACAUUUUAUAAUCUUGCAGAAGAUGCAAAAAGGAGAUUCAAGGACAUAGUAAAUGCUGUGGCAACUACAAAGCUCAUUGAUGGAGAGAAGUUUGUGGUUCUAAAACGUCACCCUCGAGGGGGUGAUCUUGAGGAUGAAACAUGUAGCAUAAGCAGUGAUGUGAGCAGUAGUUCAACUGCAAGUUCAUCAUCUUAUCCUCAGCCUUAUCCUCCAGCCCUUGCAUAUUUUCACCAUCAAGGGCCAUAUCCUCCUAUUUAUCGGUCACCACCCCCGCUUCAGCUUCCUACUUCUCCCUUAUCCAAUCCUGGAACACCUGGCUUUUCUCCUAGACAACCUCCUCCAUAUAGACCUCCUCCUGGACCUCCUCCUGGACCCCCCCCAGGACCUCCUCCAGGACCCCCUCCAGGACCCCCUCCAGGAUACAAAAAGCAGCUCCCACCUCCACCACUCCCACCUCCUGCCUCAUCACAUCAACCCCCUCCACCUUCUCCUCCCUCAUCACAUCAAGCCCCCCCACCUUCUCCUCCUGCUGUACCUCCCAGGAAAAAGCAUCUUCAGUCAAGGAAGGAAAACUUGGCUCCCAUCCCAAUUGAUUCCUUCAGACCUUGCAAGGCAUAUUAUGUGAUGUACAUCUCUUAUGUGAUGUGGCAGGAUGAUGAAGAGGAGGAAUUGUCUGUCAGUGUCAAGGAAAGAACUCAGAAAUUUGACAAGAUUGCAUCAGAGAGUCAGCUGGGAAUUGGGAAGUUGCCAGUGCCUGCUUAUUAUAGGAGGAGUCGUCCGGGAGAGAAGGCUGCUGCUUCUGAAGAUGAUGACAAUGCUUCUGUUGCAACUUAUGAUCCACAAAUGCGAGAUUGGGUCAUGCUAUGUGCCAAGGGAGAAUACCAAGGAAUGGCACGGAUGUUGCAAGACAACCCCAAAUUGGCCUCUCAUAAGGAUUAUCUGACGGUGAGUCUGCCUUUUGUCAGUGUGAGUCAUAACUCCAGUCUUUCACAGAUAGGUCUUAUCAAGUCUCCCGUCCCAUUGUGUGAGGUAGAGAAGUCCUCCAUUGUUCUCUCGUUGCUCUCAAUCAUCCCAUCUCCCUCCCUGUCUCUCAUUCCGUAUCCUAUCCAUUGGGCUGCCAAGCACGGAGAUUUGAAUAUGGUGAAACUCAUAGCCGGAACCCACCGCGCAGACGUCAACGUGAGAACGGGUUAUUCGCCACUUCAUCUCGCUGCUCAGUUUGGCCGGGAAAAAGCCUAUGAUCUCCUCACCCAGACGUACGGGGCUGAUGCCAGUAUGAGGGAUUACCACGGGAAGAAGCCGCAUCAGUACAAGGCUCGCAUGGAAUCGGAAGUAUCGGCUGAGAAAUUCCGCAAAAAAGAUCCUCGUUUUCUACGAAUUGGUUCAAUCAACGUAAAGGUGAAAAAGACAGCUGAGGCCUUCAACCAACUCCUCACCAAUACAAGCUUGAAGUCUUCCAGUACAUCACAGACAAGGCUGUCCCAUAAGCCUUGGGGAUCAGCUGACAACAUCCAGCAGGCAAGUGUUCUCUCAAGUGAGAUUGAUCUGCGUCUAAUGCCUCCUCCUGAUUCUAAAUAUGCACCACUCAAGAGGAGAAAACGAACUGAUAGAAAAGUGGAGCUAAAUGAGAGGUAUUCAAGUCCACCCAUUGAACAAAGAAGCAGCAUGAGUGAAUCUGAUUCAGAUGGUGCCUGUGGUUUUGGGCCAGACUGGCAUGCAGAAUUGGAAAACUGAGUCACCUUGCUCAUGAGAGCACAGUAUAUGCAUAGAAUGAUAAAAUGCAAUUGUUGGACACCAUCUCUCAGACUUCUUAAUUGCAUUUAUUUUGCUGAAGCAUCUUACACUCCUUGUUAUCCUUGUGAGCAGUUGGGAAAUUUUUUAUGGGGAGGGUAUCAUGAGAUAUGAAGGGGU
Molecule: messenger RNA, 1947 nt
Organism: Darwinula stevensoni
Lineage: Eukaryota; Metazoa; Arthropoda; Ostracoda; Podocopida; Darwinulidae
Source: the annotation of a GenBank genome assembly